Messenger RNA from Ophidiomyces ophidiicola, 1344 nucleotides. RefSeq lists its product as uncharacterized. Lineage: Eukaryota; Fungi; Ascomycota; Eurotiomycetes; Onygenales; Onygenaceae. The transcript has 5 exons. Gene Ontology annotation, biological process: branched-chain amino acid catabolic process. The record is from RefSeq and is a predicted model, not a curated record. The coding region runs from base 1 to 1344 and encodes 447 amino acids. Gene Ontology annotation, molecular function: oxidoreductase activity, acting on the aldehyde or oxo group of donors, disulfide as acceptor.
AUGUCGCGACGUCUCCUACAACACUCUUUGCGUUCGGUGCGUGGACCUGCUGUUCUUCCCAGAUAUCGAGUGGGAACAAGAUGGGCGUCCUCGAUAUCACAAUCUCCAGGAUCGGACCAUGUCCGAUUUCCUGGCGCCGUGAAUAGCAAAUUCACAACCAACUUGUCCUUUGUCACUCCGGCCGAACUACCUGCCAUAUCCACAUAUAGGGUCAUGGAUUCAGAUGGAGUGAUUGUUGAUAAGAGCAGGAUUCCGGAUGUCCCAGAUGAGGAAAUCCUGACAUGGUAUAAAAAUAUGGUGCAAGUCAGCAUUAUGGAUAUGAUCAUGUUUGAGGCCCAACGACAAGGUCGCCUUAGUUUCUAUAUGGUAUCGGCUGGAGAAGAAGGAAUCGCAGUAGGAUCAGCUGCAGCACUUUCUCCAGAUGAUGUUAUUUUUGCGCAGUACCGAGAAACUGGAGUAUUUCAACAACGAGGAUUUACACUCAAACAGUUCAUGAGCCAGCUAUUUGCAAACAAGAAUGACAAUGGCAAAGGCCGAAAUAUGCCUGUUCACUAUGGUGGAGCUAAUGUUAAGGCUCACACAAUUUCAUCCACCCUUGCCACCCAAAUUCCACAGGCUUCAGGCGCCGCUUACGCCUUGAAACUCAAGUCAUUACAAAAUCCCAAUGUGGCUCCACAAAUUGUUGCUUGUUACUUUGGUGAGGGAGCAGCAAGUGAAGGUGAUUUCCAUGCCGCCCUAAACAUUGCGGCGACAAGGUCCUGUCCUGUUGUUUUCAUUUGUCGGAACAACGGUUACGCCAUUUCCACCCCAACCCUAGAACAAUACCGCGGCGAUGGUAUUGCAAGUCGUGGUGUUGGUUACGGCAUCGAUACCAUUCGUGUCGACGGAAAUGAUAUCUUUGCCGUUCGUGAGGUAACCAAGGAAGCACGCCGGAUGGCUCUGGAAAAUGGGGGCCGUCCAAUUCUUAUUGAGGCGAUGAGCUAUCGCGUGUCUCACCACAGUACCAGUGAUGACAGCUUUGCAUAUCGGGCCCGUGUUGAAGUCGAGGACUGGAAACGUCGUGAUAACCCUAUCACCCGACUCCGCAAAUGGAUGGAGAACAAGGGUAUCUGGAACGAGGACCUUGAACGUGAGACACGAGAACAGCUUCGAAAGGAUGUUCUUGCAGAAUUUGCUGCUGCGGAGCGUGAACAUAAACCGGCUCUUAAGGAACUAUUUACAGACGUUUAUGAAGAAAUGACCCCUGAACUUUUGGCUCAGAAGGAAGAUUUGAAGCGCGUUAUUGAAGCGUAUCCCGAUGAAUAUGACGUAUCAGAGUACGACGGGGGGUUGAAGGGGUUAUAA